GUUGCUGUUGACUUAGCCGGAAUAGAUUUAUCCGCGAUGGCGAUUAUUCAGUUGGGUGAUUAUAUUGUCAUUCAAAGGCAAAAAUAUACCAAAUUGCAAAAAUUUGGAAGUCUCGAUGCGACAGCAACGUUAGGCAAGGAACACCUGGAGCUAAAAUCACUGUUGGAUCAGCCAUACGGCUCGACAUUUAAAAUGUGUGUAAAAGAGUCGAAGGCGGGCAAACGUGGCGCACAGCGACAGCACAGUCUUGAGCUGUGCACCGAAAAUGAAUUACGAAGUAUUAGAGACGUGCUCAAUAUUUCUAGCAGCGGAGCCGACAACCGGGAUAUUAGCGACAAUGGCGAGGCACAAUCGCUGAAAUCAUCGGACAUCGAGCAGAUGCGUGAGGAAUGCAACGAGUCAAGCAAGAUCAUUGAGAAGCUAGUGGAAAACUCGAAAACGUUUCACACCCGCACCGAAUACUCACAGGAUAAAUAUCUGCUGAAGAAGGAGAAGAAGUAUUUUGAGUUUGUCCAAAUUCGCCAGCCCACCAUACGUCUAAUGGCCGACAUAUUCCAUCGGCAGGAUCCGGAUAAAAUAAUGGGCAUACGUGUGGAUACGCUCUCACAAAUUAUAUCCUACUCGGGCAUAUCUGGUUUUGGCAACUAUCUGCUGUACGAGAGCGGCACGAAUGGCCUCCUUCCAGCAGCCAUGCUAAACUCUAUGGGGGCUGGCACAGAGGCAACACUGGUCCAUAUGCAUCCAGGCAAUGUGCCACAGAAGCAGGCGCUACUCGCUCUCAAAUUGCCUUUCGAGCAGCAACAACGUUGCAUCUCUGUUAAUUUAUAUUCAGUGCUGCGUGAAUUCUACCAAGGCGACAAGCCAGAAGCGACAAAGUCGUCUGGCGACGAAGAGAAGGUUGAGGCUGUGACUGAGGCUGAGGUGACUGCAGAAGAGCAAAGCGAAGGUUUUGAGCCCAGCAGCAAGAAGGUUAAAUUGGAGUCACCGAACUCCAAUAAACCACCUCAACGAUGGCAGGUGGAGAAUAAGCGCGCUGCCGCUUUGAUGAAUGAGAAAUUCGAUAGUCUUGUAAUGGCUGCGAAGGAGCAUCCUUCGAAUAUAUUGCAAGCAUUGUUGCCACUGGUAAAGCCCUCGCGACCCGUUGUCAUCUUCGGCACGUGCAAGGAGCUGCUCCAGGAAAUAUACAUGGAGCUGAAGACAACGGGCAAAGUGACAAAUCUACAUCUAACAUCCAACUGGAUGCGCACGUAUCAAAUACUGCCCAACCGCACCCAUCCGGAGGUCAACAUGAGUGGUAACAGUGGAUAUCUCUUGACGGGUUACACAUUGAAAUAACAGUGGAUCACAUGCAUCUCCAGUAGGAGGACUUAGAAACUA
Drosophila arizonae is the source of this 1377-nucleotide messenger RNA. RefSeq names its product tRNA methyltransferase 6 non-catalytic subunit (gene Trmt6). Gene Ontology annotation, cellular component: nucleus; tRNA (m1A) methyltransferase complex. Gene Ontology annotation, biological process: tRNA methylation. Lineage: Eukaryota; Metazoa; Arthropoda; Insecta; Diptera; Drosophilidae. The record is from RefSeq and is a predicted model, not a curated record.